AUGAUUGUGAUGAUAGUAUCCAUAGUUGGUGGCAAUGAGCGUGACAGCGAGUCAAAAGAGAUUGUGACGCUGCUGGUGGGGUGUGGGAGGGAGAAUAUUGACGGACAACAUUCUGGAACACAUUCAUCCGGGGGCGUUUCGAGUUCUACAUCAUCUUCGCAAGCUGUCGCUGCAGAAUUGUGGGUUGAGCGAAGUGCCGCGGGCGGCGCUCGUGUCGCUCAAGCAGCUGACAUCUUUGUAAGUAGCGCGGGCCCGCGCCCGCUGGAAUGGUCACAGCGGCCACGUCACGCAACUCACCCCUAACUCGGGCUUUUUGACGCUUCGAUAUGCCUAAGGACAAGUGUACUAUGCUUCUUUAAUCUGGCGCAGGCGUCGUGUGUGACUUGCAUCCUCAUUAAAUCGCAUCCCGGUGGAAAAUCCUAUCCCGACGUAUGUGUUUCCUUGUGAAUACAAUCCCAAAUGUUUAUGACGGUUUACUAACUACUACUUUUUUUUU
Molecule: messenger RNA, 496 nt
Organism: Gryllus bimaculatus (two-spotted cricket)
Lineage: Eukaryota; Metazoa; Arthropoda; Insecta; Orthoptera; Gryllidae
Source: the annotation of a GenBank genome assembly